Messenger RNA from Capsicum annuum, 2439 nucleotides. Its product is annotated as probable inactive receptor kinase At5g67200. The record is from RefSeq and is a predicted model, not a curated record. Bases 237 to 2213 code for a protein of 658 amino acids. The transcript is spliced from 2 exons. Gene Ontology annotation, biological process: protein phosphorylation. Lineage: Eukaryota; Viridiplantae; Streptophyta; Magnoliopsida; Solanales; Solanaceae. Gene Ontology annotation, molecular function: protein kinase activity; protein binding; ATP binding.
UUUCAGAAACAUAAGGCCAUGGCUGCUGACACAGAAACAGAGAGGAAAAAAAUGAAGUCCCCACUUCCUUUUCUUUUCUCAAAAAUCUUCACGUGAAUCUGACUCUGCCUUUGCCAUAUCUGCUAAGACACCUCCUGCUUCUCUCUUUAAUCCUCCAGCUCUUUUGUCACGUACUGCACUUCUGCAUAAUUUUACAUUGUAGACCAAAAAAAGUGUUGCAGAAAUUCAAUCCUAAGAUGAAAAUACAACAAUUCUUAGUUGUUAUACUUCUCUUGCUUUUGUCUACUUCCUCUACCUCUACCGUUUCUUCAGAUGCAUCAGCAUUGUUAGCAUUCAAAUAUAAAGCUGAUUUGGAGAACAAACUCGAGUUUUCCACUAAUACAACCUUCAGAUUUUGCAAAUGGCAAGGUGUACAAUGUGCUGGAAAGAAAGUUGUUCGUAUUAUUAUUGAAAGUUUAUGGUUAGGAGGUACAUUUCCUGCUGAUACAUUGUCUAGGCUUGAUCAACUACGAGUUUUGAGUCUUCAAAACAACUCACUAACCGGUCCGAUUCCUGAUCUUUCUUCACUAACAAAUCUCAAAGUACUUUUCCUUGACCAUAACAUUUUCACUGGUUCAAUUCCAGUUUCCAUUUUCACUCUUCACAGGCUCAAAACCCUUGAUCUCUCUUACAACAAUCUCACUGGUUCAAUACCCAUUGCAAUCAACGGGUUGAACCGGUUGUACUAUCUCCGGCUUGAUUCAAACCGGAUAAACGGUUCAGUCCCACCGUUAAAUCAAUCUACUCUCCAGGUGUUCAACAUUUCUUGCAAUGCCCUUUCUGGUCCUAUUCCAGUAACGAAAACGUUAUCCCAGUUUAAAGCGUCGUCGUUUUCGGAUAAUAAAGGACUUUGUGGAGAGCUAGUACACAAAGAAUGCCGUCCAAUACAGCCAUUUUUCAGUCCGUCAACGGCUGCCAUCACCGAAAAAACGCCGCCGCCACCAGCAGAACUUGGGCAAAACGAAGAGCUACAAAAGCGGGGUCCACUUAACCAUGCGGAAAAGAAACACCAUAAAAGAUAUUUACUCAUUAUUGGUGUUUCAACAGGCUGUUUAGCCCUCCUGUGUUCGUUGAUAUUACUAGCAUUAGCUUCAAAGAAACACAAGAACACGAAGAAACUAGGACAAGCCAAGACAAACACAUUCGAUCCAAGUGUUACAGGCAAUGCAGAAGCAGUAAUGAGGAUCGAAGAGGAGAACAAUGAGCUAGAAGAGAAGGUGAAAAGAGUACAACAAGUGAUGGGCAAAAGUGGGAGUUUAGUAUUCUGUGCAGGUGAGGUGCAGGUGUAUACACUGGAACAGCUGAUGAGAGCUUCUGCUGAGCUAUUAGGUAGAGGAACAAUGGGGACCACUUACAAAGCAGUGCUUGAUAACCGUUUGAUUGUAUGUGUGAAGAGAUUGGACGGUGAAAGGUUGGCGGGUACAAGUCAAGAAGAUUUUGAGCGGCAUAUGGAAUCAGUGGGCGGGCUUAGACACCCGAAUUUGGUUCCUUUUCGGGCUUAUUUUCAGGCCCGGCAAGAAAGGCUUUUGGUCUAUGAUUAUCAACCCAAUGGCAGCCUCUUUUCCCUUAUUCAUGGUUCCAAGUCAUCAAAAGCGAAGCCACUUCACUGGACCUCAUGCUUGAAAAUAGCAGAGGAUGUAGCACAAGGACUUUCCUACAUCCACCAAGCAUGGAGGCUUGUCCAUGGCAAUCUCAAGUCUUCCAAUGUCCUCCUCGGCUCGGACUUCGAGGCGUGCAUUUCUGACUAUUGCCUCUCUGUCCUCGCCAUCCCCUCGGAUGACGAGGACCCUGAUUCUGUAGCCUAUAAGGCUCCAGAAAUCCGAAAGCUGAAUCACAACAACCACCACCAAGCCAAUGCCAAGGCUGAUGUCUACUCGCUUGGCGUUGUUUUGCUUGAGCUUCUAACGGGGAACCAUCCUUCGGAACAUCCUUAUCUAAUGCCAGAUGAUAUGAUCCAUUGGGUGAAGUCUACUAGAGAGGAUAAUGAUGGUAGUAUUGGAGAAGAUAGUAAGUUGGAGAUGCUUCUUGAAGUUGCUAUGGCUUGUAGAGUGAGCUCACCAGAGCAAAGACCAACAAUGUGGCAAGUGUUAAAGAUGAUGCAAGAGAUUAAAGAAGUUGUUAUAAUGGAAGAUAGUCAUGAAAUGGACCUUCUCACUGGCCCUCCGAAUUCUUAGUUAUUAUUAUAAAAUUAAAUAUGUAUUAUAUUCACUACAGAACUUUGAUUAUUAGUAAUGUAAUUGCAAAAGAAGGGAUCAAAACGGGAAAGACUAUACUUUUGUUAGCAUGUUGACAAGUAGUGGCAGGUUUUGUUUAGUGUAUUAUCCCCUUAUUUCACCUUAUUGGAUAUCCCCAAUUUCUAUUUCAAUAGUGGAAAUUGAGGUUGAAUUAUUUUCUCUGUAA